CUACUUUCUACCCACCAGCACAAUGACUUACGACCCUUGCGGUUGCGACCGGCCGGCGGUCCCCAACAAGCCCACCCAAGAAUUGGUGCUGUGUUUUGAUGGGACGGGCAAUACCUUUCGAGUCGACGGAGGAGAGAGCAAUAUCCUCAAGAUUUUCCGGAUGUUGGACCGCAGCAAGGACAAUCGAUACUGCUACUACCAACCCGGCAUCGGCACCGACAUCACCCCGGGCACCUUCGCCAACGCCGCCAUCCGGCCCUUCAGCAACCUCCCCGCCAGCAAAGUCAUCGACCAAGCCCUGGCCACCUCCUUCGACCAACACGUCAUCGGGGGCUACCGAUUCCUAGCCCGACGCUGGCGUCCAGGCUCGCACAUCUACCUCUUUGGCUUCUCCCGCGGCGCCUACACGGCCCGAUUCCUGAACGAGAUGCUCGACUUCGUCGGCCUCAUCUCCGCCGACAACGAAGAACUCAUCCCGUUCGUCUGGCAAGCGUUUCUGUCCUGGAAGUACGCGCACGGGGACCGCGAGGCCCAACAAGCCGACAAUUUCUUGAGACUGUGUCGCGACACGAUGUGUCGCUCCGUCGGCCUCGUGCACUUUCUUGGAUUGUUCGACACGGUCAACAGCGUGGCGGAGUUCAAUAAGGACGUGCUGAAGGACAUGGAGACGAUGCCCCGUCCCCGCUACAUGCGUCAUGCGGUGAGUAUUGAUGAGAAGCGCAUCAAGUUCCAGCCGGUCCUGUUUGAGCGGCUGCGCGGGGCGCAUGCGAAGAAGGGACGGGUGAGUACCUGGGCGGAGCGCGCGGAGCAGCAGUUCUGGGGGGUGCCGUUGAGUCCGGUCUUGGAGACGGAUUUCGAGGAGGUGUAUUUCGCGGGCGAUCAUAGUGAUGUCGGCGGUGGGCAUGAGUCGCUGGUGGAGCCCGGGGUCCCCGGGGCGAAGGUCUGGCCAGUGAGUCAGAUUCCACUCAUGUGGAUGGUGCAGGAAGCCACGCAUGUCGGUUUGACGUUUGAUCCGGUGCAGUUGCAGGAGUUGGGGUGUCAUUUGGUGCCGGUCGUGGGGGGGCUUGCGACAGCAUCGGAGGGGGAGGGGGUGGAUGGCUCCGAGGGGGGUGACGGUGGUCGUGCUUCAGCACCUCCAGACCAAGGAAAGUUGAUCGAGGUCGAGGAGGCUGCUGGCCCGGAGCCGAAGCUGAUGCAAUUUGAUCCGGCGAUCGUGCGCAUGGCCGAGCGGGCGCCCCUGCAUGACUCCCUGGAGUACGAGUCGGGCCACGGGGUCGAGACCCUAUUCUGGCGCUUGCUCGAGUGUCUGCCCAUCAAACGGCCCAAGGUCAAUCGCGAUGGCUCCGUCAAGCAGACGCGCUGGCAUGUCGGCGGCCUGCGUCGGCCGCUCCCCGAUGGGGCGCGCAUCCACGCCAGUGUCAUUCAUCGCUUACAGCAGGACCCCGAGUACCGGCCGUAUAAUCUGGGGCUGGGCCAGAAGCGCGUGCCGACCACGACGAGUUUGGAUCAUGUCGAGCGGAGGGAUAUCGGGCAGUGGCGGAGGGUGCAGCAUGGGGGGUUAUGCGAUUAUUAUGUGAGGGUGCCGGGGACGGGGAUACUAUAA
Molecule: messenger RNA, 1603 nt
Organism: Aspergillus saccharolyticus JOP 1030-1
Lineage: Eukaryota; Fungi; Ascomycota; Eurotiomycetes; Eurotiales; Aspergillaceae
Product: T6SS phospholipase effector Tle1-like catalytic domain-containing protein
Exons: 4
Coding region: 23-1603 (526 amino acids)
Source: RefSeq, a predicted model, not a curated record